AUGGCACAGGAGCAAGAAUAUCCAACUCAACUCUUUAACAAUAAUUUCUACAGCGCCUACAACCCCGACAAUGACGACGCGGAUAUGUCUUCCUCUACCAUAAGCUUCGGCGAACCAGACCUCGACGAGAUUUCCAUUCAGAUCGCUUUGACGGCUUCCCAUCUAAAUAACGGCCAUCUUGCAUUGGAUAGCGACAUUCAAGAUGAUGGCCAUGAUGAUUACGACUUUGUUCACGACUACGAAGAUGUGUACAUGCCCGACAUCGUUGAGUCCUUCGACGAGCCAGAUCAGGACGGCGUCGCAUGGCAGGUUGACCUCUUGGCCAUGAACGGUGCACCGAACGAGAUCAUUAGCGACAACAAUGGUCAGCCCCAUUGA
Molecule: messenger RNA, 378 nt
Organism: Linnemannia hyalina
Lineage: Eukaryota; Fungi; Mortierellomycota; Mortierellomycetes; Mortierellales; Mortierellaceae
Source: the annotation of a GenBank genome assembly